This is a messenger RNA of Sinocyclocheilus grahami, 4333 nucleotides long. Its product is annotated as protocadherin-like wing polarity protein stan. Gene Ontology annotation, cellular component: plasma membrane; catenin complex. Lineage: Eukaryota; Metazoa; Chordata; Actinopteri; Cypriniformes; Cyprinidae. The coding region runs from base 1 to 3054 and encodes 1017 amino acids. The transcript is spliced from 15 exons. Gene Ontology annotation, molecular function: cadherin binding; calcium ion binding; beta-catenin binding. The record is from RefSeq and is a predicted model, not a curated record. Gene Ontology annotation, biological process: cell migration; multicellular organism development; homophilic cell-cell adhesion.
AUGGACCAAUGUGUACUCUCUCAUUUACAGGUUGACUUCCUGUCCCUUGAUCCUAUGGUUACGGUCAUCUUAAGGGUUGAGAGUGAAGUCGACAAGUUCUCUAUAAACCAGGACACAGGUGUUCUCUCGACCAAAGUCAAACUAGACUUUGAGGAGAAGAGCAGCUACACUGUGCAGGUGUCGAUAUCAGAUGGAACUAACCGGGAUGAGGCAUCAGUCCUGGUUGAGGUGCUGGACAUCAAUGACAACAGUCCAGAGUUUGAAAUUCACCCUACUACUGUCCCAGUAUCAGAGAAUUACACGGUGGGAGAUGAUGUAACCUCCGUAACAGCCACAGAUGCAGAUUUAGGGUUUAAUGGUGAAGUGCAAUACACCAUCCUGGGAGGUGUUGGGAGAUUUAGUGUUCACCAAGAAACAGGAGCGAUAACUCUAGUAGCUCCCCUUGACAGGGAGACCCAAGAUGAGUACCGCUUAGUGAUCACUGCCCAAGAUCAGGGUCACCCGUCACGUUCCACUACCACCACUCUGGACAUCUCCGUAACUGACAUCAACGACAAUGCUCCCAUAUUUUCCAAACAGCAGUAUGAAACCACAGUGUCCGAGCACGCUGAAGUAGGAACAAGUGUCAUAGACAUUAUGGCGACAGACAAAGAUGACGGUGAAAAUGCUAUUGUGACUUAUCACAUUGUCAAGCAGGAGCCUUCUUCAACACCAUAUGUCUUUACCAUCGAUGAAGAGUCUGGUUCCAUAAGCCUGGCUGGAAAACUGGAUUAUGGCAAAGCUAAACGGUACACUCUAGAGGUGGAGGGUCAAGAUGGAGGAAACCCCGUUCUCACUGGCAGUACUUCUGUAACGGUGUCGAUUAAGGACGUAAACGAUAAAGCUCCUGUGUUCAGUAAGGACCAGUAUGACGUGUCCGUCUAUGAAAACCUUGCAGGUGGAACUGCUCUGGAUUCUUUGGAAGUUUCAGAUGAGGAUGAGGGUGGGUUCUCUAAAGGUCAGUUUAUCAUGGACAGUGAUACCUUCAUUAUCAACAGUCAAGGAGUAAUAUCACUCAGGAGUGAUGCCACCUUGAAUAGAGAAACUAUAGACAAAUACAACAUUGAGGUAAUAGCUGUAGACCAGCCUGUUGAUGGUUUAAGUUCCACAGCUCAGGUCACCAUCACUGUUCUGGACGUCAACGACAACAACCCACAAUUCCUUCCUUUCCCAGAGCCCAUUGAGAUUCAGGAAGGUGUGUACACUCCCUCAUCAGCUGGAGAGGUGUGCUUAAUCUCAGCCACAGACUCUGACAUUGGAGACAAUGGACGUGUCACCAUGACUAUUUCUUCUUACAGCAAUAUCUUCAGCUUCAAAGAUGAUGGGACUCUACUAGCUAUCGAGGAGCUGGAUCGAGAGACACAAGAUGUGUAUGAUUUGGUCAUUGUUGCUGUGGAUCAUGGGAUCCCACAGGGAAAUAACAUCACCACAGUGAGGGUCAGUAUCACAGACGUCAAUGACAAUGCUCCAGUCUUCAGCUCUGACACCUACAGCAGAAGCAUUCUGGUUAAAGACGCCAAGGUUGGAGAGGUGCUGCUGACGCUCUCUGCCACAGAUAAAGAUGCCGGAUCCAACGCAAUCAUUAGCUACAGUUUCUCUGAAGAGUCUUCCAUGGUUGCACUGGAUGCUGAAACAGGAGACAUCACUCUGACCUCUGACCUUAGCGAGGUCACAGAAGACAUGCUGCUAACCCUUACUGCUUCAGCGACAGAUCAUGGAACGCCAGCACAGUCUGAUGAAGCCGAAGUCUUGAUCCACUUCAAAAUUUCCUCUCUCACUGAGAGUGUGGCUUUUGAGAGCUCCUCCUACAACUUCAAAAUUAAGGAGAAUGAACCUGAGGCCACAAUAGUAGGCAAGGUCAAGGCAGUACCAGGGAGUCCACUGGUUACAGUCAGCUAUAACAUGAAGUCACACGAGGAUGUCUUCUCUGUGGAUGAGGAAGGAACCAUAAAAGCUCUCAGGCCACUGAACAAGGAGGAAGAGGAGUGGCACAUCCUCACCGUAGAGGCAAUAGACUCCAGAACACCUCCAAACACUGCAGAGACAACGGUCAGCGUUCAGGUUGAGAAUGUAAAUGAAGCUCCUGUGUUUGACACUGAAAUAUAUAAGGCAGAAAUGUUCAGUAUCACUCCAUACAAAUUCCCUAUAGUGAAGGUCCAGGCAUCAGACCCUGAUGUUGGCGAGAGCUCAGAUUUGCAGUAUUCACUACUGGAGUCCACAUCUCUGGUGGAAGUGGAGGCAAACACUGGUCAGAUCUAUGUGCUGGAUGCAUCUAGUGUUGGCGACGGUCUGUUCACUUUACACAUUAAAGCCACUGACAAACAUGGACUGUUCACGACUACAAAACUUGAGUUCACAGUGAAAGAAAGUGAAAGUGACAACGUCGUGGUCCUCUCUCUAAACCAGCCCGUGUUCACAGUGGAGAAGAAGAUACCAGAGAUUGAAGAGUCCAUGACGAAAGCUUUAGGUUUGACUGUGAAAAUCCUCAGUGCGAGAGCUGAGGAUGGGAUUGAGAUGCGCACCAUUCUCCGGGAAUCUGCAGUCAAGACUUAUAUCAGCUUCAUUGCCAUGGACUCCAGUGGUGCUGUCAUUGAAGCCACGGAGGUCAAAGAGAAACUGCGGAGUAAUCACAACGCUCUAAAAGUGGAGCUGGAGAAGGUGUUUGGUUCCGAUUUGGAAUUCAAAGUGGAGGAUGGUUCUGGAAACAAUUCUGAAGAUUCCAGUCAAGCAGCAGUCAUCGCUCUCGGUGUUCUGCUGGCUAUAAGCAUUGUGGGACUCAUCACUCUGACGACUGUCUAUCUCGUUAGGAAAAAGAAAAUGAAGUACACGGAUUUGGACAAAGAGAGCUUCAAUAUUGGCAGAACCAAGACCAGAUCAAGUAUUGACAGUAGUUUUCAAUUUUCCAGCAAAAAAGAAGAAGCCAAAGAGGUUGAGUUCAGUAACAGACGCGAGUUUGAAAGAGAUUCCGAAAAUGAUGCAGAUUUGAAAACUGGAAGCAGCAUCUCUGCCCUAUGAAAACUGAUGGAUUAUAAGACUUCAUGAGUUUUAAAAUGAAUUGACACACUGUUAAAUCUCUGUUCCAAAACUUAGUGAGUUGCAUUUUAAGGCAAUUCCAAAAGAUACAAGCUAAUCCCAUAAUGCAUUGUGACAAGACAGAGUGAAAUGUUGACUAUAAAUAUAUUUCUUUCAGUUAAUAAUGAAAAAUUUUAAAUUUUACUCAACAUUUUAUGUUUGCUGCCUAUGUAGCGUGUGCAAUAUCAGUCACUUCUAGGUUUCAUUUCAGUUAAGAUGCUUAAACUUACCCAUUUUUGGAAAAGAGCAAAAAUCUUUUUUGUAUCCGUGUUUUUAAUAUGUACAUUCAACUGCCUUGCAUUUUGAUAAUUAAUUUUCAAUGUGGUCUUUUACAAUGGGACUUGGACAUCCCAAAACCUGCUCACAAAUAACAGUAGUCUUUUGCACUUUAACUGGCCCAGCUAUGAUUGUGUAUCAAAACGCUUUUAAUUUGUAUCUUUGAUGUAAAUACCUUUUUAGAAUGAUUUAACUUUUAAAAAAAUGUUUCUUAACCGAAGUGUGUGUAUUUAUCACAGGUCAAUCCACAAAUGAGACUUUUGAGUUUUAAUCCCGCACACUUCCAUCCAGUUUGUGCUUUGGGCUGUGCUCAGAAAAGCAUACUAGCAUACUUUUUUUAAAGAUUAAUCCAACCUGAACGCCAAAUGUUGAGGCAUUUACGCAAAAAAUUUUAUUAAAAAAAAAUAUUAAAACCAGUAAUAAUUUCUGAAAUGAAAAUUAAAAUUAAAUACAAUUUGCUUCUGGUAAACAAUGCAACAUACUACCAUUUGAAAUGUUUUAUUGUUGCAUUUACAGCAAAAAAAAAAAAAAAAAGGUAGGAAGUAUGCAGUGUACACUAUAGUAUGCUGUACACUAGUAUUCUAUUCCAAACACAGCCAUCAGCCACUAGUUACACUCAGCAGAAAGAAAAAUAAUUAAUAAAAAUCACCUCACAACCUGCUUUUUGGACUUGAUUCAUAAUUAAAUCAUAUUAAAAUUUUAUUAAGUUAUAGCCUAUAUUAAAAUAAAUCAAAACAGAAAGACAGAGAGAAAUCAAAUACAGAGAACGCAAGAAUGACAUCCAAUAGAUUAUGGAAUGUAUUUCGGUAAAUAAAAUAGAGCUCCAACUGUUCCAUCAAAUGUGCAAUAUUCCAGCCACAAAUGUUCUGAGCCUGAAAAAAGCACCGUAAGUUUCUAUAUACACAACGUAGGUAUAUAUAUAUACACACACAGUAGAUUUAUAUAU